Molecule: messenger RNA, 3256 nt
Organism: Drosophila ananassae
Lineage: Eukaryota; Metazoa; Arthropoda; Insecta; Diptera; Drosophilidae
Gene: LPCAT
Product: lysophosphatidylcholine acyltransferase
Exons: 8
Coding region: 251-1927 (558 amino acids)
Molecular function (GO): calcium ion binding
Source: RefSeq, a predicted model, not a curated record
AACCGUGUCGUCAAGAAACAAACAAACAUACACAGAUACACGCACACAACACACAAUUCGGUCGACAGAAAUGCUGCCCAAGCUUAAAACCGUUUAAAUUGAAAUAGAAAACCACUUGUACGGCGUGUGGCCGCUGCCAGGAAACCAAUGCGCACUUUUACCGUUCUAAAUCGCACUUAUUGUUGUUAUUAUUUACGCAUUUUUUUUUGCGCCGCAGUGCGUGGUGCGAUAAAGUGAGAGAAGAAUUGCAAUGAAUACGUCGACAGUCAAUCGAUGCCGUCGAUCUUCGACGACGCCAGCCGGAACGGGCGAGGAUGUCCCACCAGCUCAAUUGGGUGUGGAUGUGGGGGGUGACGGUGACUGCGGAAGCGGAGGCGGAGGCGUGGGUGGUGUGGCCGUAACGCCCAGCUGCCUGACGAAGCGUGACUCCGAGGAGGAUGCGUGGGCAUCCAAGGGAUACAAUUACAUUAAUCCAUUCGUCCACCGCAUCGAAAUCGACAGCCACAUUGAGGUGGCCAAGACCUAUGUCCUCACGCUGCUGCUGCUGCCACUGCGGGUGGUCGGAUGCGUCCUCUCCCUGCUCUCCGCCUGGAUGUUCUCCUGCAUCGGUCUCUACGGCCUGACAUUGGACGACCUGAAGGAGAAGCCGCUCACCGGCUGGCGGAAACAGGUGCAAUAUAUGACGGCAUGUGCCAUGCGAAUGGUCUACACAUUCGGCUCCUUCCACUAUGUGAGCAUGAAGGGCAGGCCGGCGACGCCCAAAGAGGCACCCAUACUGGUGGUGGCACCGCACUCCUCCUACGUGGACUCCAUCCUGGUCGUGGCCAGUGGCCCGCCCUCGAUAGUGGCCAAGCGGGAGACGGCGGACAUACCACUGCUCGGCCGUAUCAUUAACUACGCCCAGCCGAUCUAUGUGCAGCGCGAGGAUCCCAACUCCAGGCAGAACACCAUCCGGGAUAUUGUGGCCCGCGCCCGAUCCACCGACGACUGGCCCCAGGUGGUGAUCUUCGCCGAGGGCACCUGCACCAAUCGCACCGCCCUCAUUAAGUUCAAGCCGGGCGCCUUCUAUCCGGGCGUACCCGUCCAGCCGGUCCUCCUCAAGUACCCCAACAAGUUCGACACCUUCACCUGGACCUGGGACGGCCCAGGAGUAUUGCGCCUGCUGUGGCUGACGAUGACGCAGUUCUACAAUCGGUGCGAGAUCGAAUACCUGCCGGUGUACACCCCCUCGCCGGACGAAGUGGCCGACGCCAAUCUGUACGCCAACAAUGUGCGGGAGGUGAUGGCCAAGGCCCUGGGCGUACCCACGUCGGAUUAUUCGUUCGAGGAUGUUAUUGUGAUGAGCCGGGCCCGCGACAUGAAGAUCCCCUUCCCCGGCGACAUCGUGGAGAUCGAGCGGACCAUCGAGAAGCUGGGCCUGGUGGAGAGCCAGCGGGACAAGGAGCUGUGCGAGUGCUAUCUCCGGCUGCCCGGCACGGACAAGCUGGACAUCAUCACCUUCGGCGAGCUGCUACGCAUUGAUCUCAAGAAUCCCGAUCUGCACAAGUUGUUCGCCCUGCUCGACCAUCGACGUGCCGGCACCGUCAGCCUGAAGAGCUUCCUGCUCUGUUCGCUCUUCUGCAAAUUGAAGAAUUCCGAUCUUUUGACCUUCCUCCGGGCCCUGAUCAACCUCUACAGCGAGUCUAGUCAGAAAAUCGACAGGGAGAGCUUUGUGCGACUGAUGCGACACGCUGGCGGGAAGCUGAACGAGCAAAAGGCCCAGGCGCUCUUCUACGCGCUGGACACGAACAACCUGGGCUAUGUAUCCUUCGAUUCCUUUGUGGAGCACACGGAGAAGCAGAAAUCAAGCUACAAAUUCCUGUACCACAAGUCCGAGCACAUAAGGAGGCCGAAGGCGGCGGGAGGAGCCACCACACCGGCCAACUGAAGUAGCAGCUUGAAGAGGCAAACACAAAAAAAGAAAGAAUCGUAGGGAGAGUAGGCGUUAUAAAUGAAACCCAAGCUAAGCAGAAAGUUCAACUGUCAAGUGUAUAUUUAUAAUAUUUAUUUAUCGUGUAAUGCGCUGGUCCCUGGACGCCAGAUACACAUAUAAAUUGUAAUUAAUAUAGUUUCUAUAAUUACCCUAGACCUUUUUUUUUGUUUUAUCUCGUUUACAAUGCUCAGAGCACAGAGAUCCCAGCUUUGUUAUUAUUUAUACUCGUUCCGACUCUAAACGCAAGUCAUUUCAUCUUUGUGAUUCUUAUUGUACACUUAAAGCAUAGGACACCCCUACGUUAUAUAAUAUUAUAUACAAAAGUUAAUAUAUAGAAGCAAGGAAUAUAUGUAUUUGUGAAGAGAAAGGCGAUUCACCAACAAACCCUUACUGAUAUCCAUUUCCAUGGCUAAAGAGAAUGCAACGCCAUGAGAUAUGAUAUAGAAACAGCAAACUGUAAGCCAAAUUAGCCCCGAACACCACCAAAAAUGUAAAACCACAUACUGAACAAAGGAACUGCGAUCGCCAAUAUGAUCAUACCAAUAUUAUAUAGAUUUAAUCACCACUUUCCCAACUGAACAACCACCAAGCACUCUAAAUCAGGAUAGCUAUAGAGCUAUAGUAGAAGAGCAAUUGUUAAAACGCAAGAGGUCACAACAAAAACAUUCUGACACCAGUUCUAUCUCAAGUAAAUUUAUAAGAAUUUAUUACACCAUAAUGUAACCAUAACGCAGAUGACUCAGUUAAAAUAUUCUGAAAUUUUGUAAUGACUUUAGACAAGCACUCGCUGUUCUUUUUUUUUUUAAUGAAUUUGCACUGUAGGAUCUUUUGAAUGUUCUCCUCAGUUCCUUAUAGUUCCUGUCGAGUCAGUCAGUCGGUCGGUUGGCUGUCGAACAUUUCUUGUGCAUUUGUAACUUAUCUAGACUUUAGUAGACCGCAGCACCUGGCACUUGGAGAGCAUAUAGCCUGUACUUAAAUCUUAACACCUUGGCACUCAACACCUCAACACACCCACACACGCAGAGUCUAUUUUACAAAGAAUGUUAUUGAAAACGAGAACAAGUUUGAACGAGAAAACGUUUGUGUAAUUGUAAAAAGAAAGUAAAACUCGUAGUUUUUAAAUUCUGAGAUGAACUAACCCUUAAGCUAAAAACGAUUUAAUUUAUGUGCUAUUGUAAAAGAUAUUAUUAGCGCCCUAAGUCAGCACCGAGAGCAAGCCGAAAGCCAUAAUGGGUUUAUUGGAUAAAUCUGCUCAAAAAAAAAUAUAUAUGUGUAUGAUUUUAA